Molecule: messenger RNA, 642 nt
Organism: Ascochyta rabiei
Lineage: Eukaryota; Fungi; Ascomycota; Dothideomycetes; Pleosporales; Didymellaceae
Exons: 1
Coding region: 1-642 (213 amino acids)
Source: RefSeq, a predicted model, not a curated record
AUGUCUUCGCCCAACACUACCACAACCAACCGGGAGCCCUUCACCCUCUCCUCCCCACCCGGCACAGACAUCUGGCGCAAGCCCCCCUCCCACAACGCCUUCAAUGCACCCACCCACCCCUCCAUCCUGCCCACCCACAAGCUCUCCUCCUUCCAGCGCGCCCGUCUCACAUUCGCCCUGCCUCCUGCCACCGAGCUCCGCCAAUACGACCAAGCAGGCCUGCUGCUGCACCUGACCAAAGAAGGUGUUCCCGACGACAAGACCAAAUGGCUGAAAACAGGCAUCGAAUGGUACUACAGCAAACCGUACAUCAGCACCGUUGGCUGUGACGCCUGGGCCGACUGGAGCGUGGUGCCCAUUCCGUCCUUUGCGGGCAACGACAGCCAGCCAACUGCUACCCUCGAGGCGAGGCGCGAAAAGGACGUCCUGGGCAAGAGCCUGUGGGUCUAUUGGAUUGUCAAGGCCGAGGAUGGAAAGGAAGAGGCGGUCCCCUUGAGAGAGGUGAACUGGUUCUUUGCUGACGAGGAGGGCUGGAGUGUCCGUGUUGGCGGAUACGUAGCUAGGCCGACGAAAGAGGGUGGGGAUGGGGAAUUGAAGGUGCAGUUUGCGCAGGGUGUCGAGGUGGAGCUUUUGGACGGCUGA